This is a messenger RNA of Xenopus tropicalis (tropical clawed frog), 1884 nucleotides long. It is a transcript of the gene cbln4, whose product is annotated as cerebellin 4 precursor. Lineage: Eukaryota; Metazoa; Chordata; Amphibia; Anura; Pipidae. The record is from RefSeq and is marked provisional. Gene Ontology annotation, cellular component: extracellular region; synapse.
GUUUUGCGGUCGAAGAGUUAGUGUGGUUGAACUACAAGAAGUCUUGACUAUUUUGGAAGUGAACAAAAGAAAAAGAUUUUUUUCCUUCCUGCUUGGAGAGAGGGGGGACAUUUUGGGAAGGGUGUGCGAUUUUUUUUUUUUUUCCCACUGAAGCCGCCGCAGCAGCAGAUCUCGCUGUAGACAGAGUCGCAGAGGGCAGGAUUGUGCCGAACACAAUGCGUCUCUAUACGGAGCUGUCCGUGGUGCUGAAGCUGCUUUACCCUCUCCUGCUCUGCCUGCUGCCUGUGCGGGGACAGAAUGACACGGAGCCUAUAGUGCUGGAAGGCAAGUGCUUAGUCGUGUGCGACUCCAACCCAACCAGUGAAUCCAAAGGAUCUUCAUCGUCUCCUCUUGGGAUCUCUGUGAGAGCUGCUAACUCCAAGGUUGCCUUUUCAGCUGUCCGGAGCACCAAUCAUGAACCUUCUGAAAUGAGUAACAAAACUAGGAUUAUCUAUUUUGACCAGAUCUUAGUAAACGUUGGGAACUUUUUCACUCUGGAAUCAGUGUUUGUUGCCCCAAGGAAAGGCAUCUACAGCUUCAGCUUUCAUGUCAUAAAAGUUUAUCAGAGUCAGACUAUACAGGUAAACCUGAUGCUUAAUGGAAAACCAGUCAUUUCAGCAUUUGCUGGGGACAAAGAUGUCACUCGUGAAGCUGCCACAAACGGCGUCCUUCUAUAUUUGGAUAAGGAAGACAAGGUUUAUCUGAAACUGGAGAAAGGUAAUUUAGUCGGUGGCUGGCAAUACUCAACAUUCUCUGGCUUUUUGGUGUUUCCCCUGUGAAGUCUCCCAGAAUGGCGCAAGUUAAGGACACUGGACACAACUUAGACUCUGUUCUCUGGAGAUCAUAUAUGUCAUCGAUGGAUCGUCGUUUAUUGGUUUCUCAUAGGUGAUUAUGGAUAAUACUUUACGGCUUUCAGUCCUCUCACUGAAGCGCAAUGACAUUUCCACAGAAAAUAUUUUGUGUGUUUAAAAGUAUAUUUGGAUUAAACCUGACAAAAAAUUGUAUCUAUAUCUAUAUGCCAAUGUUACAUUUUAAAGAUGCCUGCAAGAUUUAUUCAGAUUUCAUUUAUGGGAGAUGCUGUUGACCAUGAGGGGAGACUAUGGAUUCCUGUCAUUCGGGGGGGGGAAAAAAGCGACACAGAUACCUUAGCCAUGUCCCCCCUUUUUUUUGUUGCAGUCUACAACCAACUGCUUUGCUGCUAUACAAUCUGUAGCUGUUUUUAGUCUUUCGUAGUCUGGUAUCGUUCUGUUUGGCGAUCAUUAUUGUAUCCCAUGGGGAGGCAUUACUAAACAAACGACUGGAUAGACAUUUUCGGUCUCAUUUACUGGAUGCAUUAUGUCUAAGUCCGAAGUCAGUUUCCCGGCAGUGGUGCAUUCCAGUUUGGGAAAAUAUCUGAAGAGUUUGUAACAACUAUUUUACAGAUAGAUCAUAAUACUGAAGGAAAAGGGGGAAGAAAAAAAUGCUUAGUAGGCUUAAAGCGAUCUAUCUUGCAAAGCUCUGCACAAUAGCAAAGCCCUGCAGGAUGGCGCACUCCUAAUCCUCCACCUUAAUUAGCAUGAUUGAUAUUACACAUUUCAUUUGAUACCUGGGGAUGUUUUCUAAAGGCAGAAACACUUCAUUAGCUCCAGUCCCGAAGUUGAGAAUUUAACUAUUGCACAUACACGAUCAGUCUGAUGCCUUAAAAUUCUGAACUGUAUAAUGUGGAUCUGUUUUAAAUGGAACUGUUCUAUCCACGGAGAUAUUAUUCCACCGGGGGGGGGGGGGGGGUGGUUUGGGGAAAUUCAUGGAACAGCAUUCUAACGAUACCUGUCGGUGUCAGUGUAACAUAAUAAAGGUUGAAAUGUC